Synchiropus splendidus (mandarinfish) is the source of this 1465-nucleotide messenger RNA. RefSeq names its product short coiled-coil protein A. The record is from RefSeq and is a predicted model, not a curated record. NCBI's taxonomy places the organism in Eukaryota, Metazoa, Chordata, Actinopteri, Syngnathiformes, Callionymidae. Bases 334 to 573 code for a protein of 79 amino acids. Gene Ontology annotation, cellular component: trans-Golgi network. The transcript is spliced from 4 exons.
CCCUUAAAAUGAAUGCCUUCGUGUAAGACUCUCCCAGCAAAAUUAAAGCACGUGACUUGUGGCGCUUUAUUAAUUGUAUAAUAAUAACAACAAUGGCCAGUGGCUGGGCGCAUUCCCGAUCAUAAUGGCCUGGAAACGAGCGUGAGUCCCUCCAGCCGUCCCCACGAGUCACGCCGCGUCCUCCCACCAGUGAGGUAGCGAUGACGUCAGCGUCACAGUCAUCAUCUUGUUCUCUGCACACAGCGCGUCUGUGAUCUCGGUGUCUUUCUUUCCCUCAAGUCGGUUACCUGUGGACCUGCAGCCCUGCAUUCUAAACAGGACACGCUCUUCAUCAUGAACUGUGACAUCGAUGACAUGGAGAACCAGGUGGAGAUGGAGGAGAAGACACGGUUAAUCAAUCAGGUGUUGGAGCUGCAGCACACUCUGGAAGACCUGUCCGCCCGUGUGGAUGCAGUCAAAGAGGAGAACCUCAAAUUGAAGUCAGAGAACCAGGUCCUGGGUCAGUACAUCGAGAAUCUGAUGUCAGCCUCCAGCGUCUUCCAGACAACAGACACCAAGAGCAAGCGGAAGUGAAAAAUGAGUCUGUGUCUGGCUGCUGCUAAUAGGAGAUGCACACGGCGUGGAGAGGAGCUUCUUCUCAGCAGACCUGGCCUCUACUGAACCAUCCUUCUUCUAAGUUGCUGUUGCAGAGUAACACUGCAGUGAUUCCGGUCUGUUCAGAGGCAGUGUCUACUCCAUCGGUGGUGUCCACCUUCUAACCAUCUUAUUUUACCUCUUGUAUUUUCAGUUUUUGUGGUAUCUGGUUAAUAGUUUAGCUGUUUAACCUGCUUGGUUUAAUUUGAGGGCAUUUUCCAAGACAAACUUGCACGUGGCUCCUUCCUCAAAUUAGCAUGCCGGCAGAUUAAAGCUACUAAAUUUAGCAAGUACUAUUAAUAUUAACCCAGAAUCUUAUGACACUUAAUUUAUUUUUGUAAAGUAUUUUGUACUUCAGCUGUCAAUGUUUUUUGUCUUCAUUUUAAUGCUAAUGUUAAACAGUAUUGUCAGUUAGUGAUAGACUAUGCAGCAGAUGACGCAAAAUGGUUGUGGAUAUUUCACCACAGAAGAAGCACAGAAGCAAGUAGAGAAAUUCAUCUGGAAGCUCCUCCUGAGUUUUUAUUUACAUGGCUUCAAGACAAGACGCAGUUUAGAUCUUCACAUCGCUGAAAAGGUGGAGUAUACACGCGAUAACACUGAUGGUAUUCUACUUUUGAUUGGUGCUGAUGCUUUCUUGGUCGUAACGGGUGAGAGAAGCUGGAGGAGAGCAUCCACUUAAGUGCAGAGGGUUAGAGUGUUAUUGAUCUGGUCUUGUUUGCUGCAGAAUGGAUUUUCCUCCGGGUGAGGCUGCUGCACCCUCUCACAACUAUUGUUUCCUUCCUCAUGUGAUGCAUUACAAAUUGUAAAUUCUGUAAUAAAUGUAAGUUCAUGU